AUGCUCAAUAAUUCUUUUGUUUCUCAUCAAUUUCAAAAUUCACCUCCAUAAUAUCCUUUACCAGUUGCUAACCCUGCUUAACCUAUUUCUGCUAGAUAAAAAAUCCAUGUCUCCAAUUUACCAUUGAAUGUCACUACUUAAUAAUUGCAAUAAACCUUUUAAACUUAUGGAAACAUUAUAGAUAUUAGAAUCAUCAGAAAAACACCUACAGGUAUUGGAGUUAAUUCACAAAAGGAUUACCUUUACAUAUUUCAUGUUAUGCUUUUAUUGCUUUUGCUGAUAAUGAUGCAGCUGAUAAGGCAAUUUAAGAUGGUCGAAUAGGAGAUUGGACUGUGAAACCUUAGAUUGAUAAAUAAGCUAUUCCUAAAUGCAAAUCUCGGUCUCGAUCUAGAUCUAGAUCUUAAGAGAAAAAUAAAUAAGUAUUAACAAAUGGACCUAUUACUCCAUUGGAACAGUCUCCAAAAAUAUAAAUUCAACUUUACGUUAGAGAAUUGUUUGUUAGUGGAAUAUCCAAGAAUUAUGAUGAAUUGAAGAUUCGCUAGGUAAUAGAAUGUGAAAAUUAUAGAUUUUUUCAUAAUUUGGCUCUAUAGAGAGGAUUGAUCUGUAUCCUAAUAAGCAUAAUAUAUUUAACAGUUAUAUAAAAUUUUUUACUGUAUAAACUUUUUUUAUUUGAAUUUAGAUAGAUUAAGCUAUUUCUGCUUAUUAAAAAAUGGAUAGUAUUUAAUAAUAAUUUUCUACUUAAAUAAAAAUUUAUUUUUCUGACCCUAUAAAAAGACACAAUAUUGUUGGCAAUAAGUAAAUUUUAUUAGAUUUUUUAGUUUAUCAAAUGAAUAACAUUCUAAACUAUCAUCAGUAUUAUUUAUAUUUUUUCCUCCUAAUUUAAAUAAAAAAGUUGAUCAUGCAUUUUUGUUUGAAGUAAUUUUUUUAAUUAUUAAAUAAAAGAUAUGUUAGAAUCAAUAAUGUCGACCUCUCUUAUGGAAUUACAUUCAAUAAGAUCCAAAUUAUAAAUCAUACACUCUUCUAUAAUUUAGAGACACAAAACAAGCCAUCUAGAUAAGAAACUAUCUCUAAUAACAUUUAGUUGAUCUUCUUGGUGAUUCAAAAUGUGAAGUUGGAAUAGUAUCACUUCCAAAAAUGCCCAUGUAACCACCAUAAUAAUUACAAUAAUAUUAACCAAUUCAAAUGUUACCCUAAUAACCAUUACCAAAUAAUAUGAUGAUGAUGCCUCCAGUUACAUAGCCCUUUUAACCUAGUUAUUAACCACUCUUCAUUCCAUAAUAAGUCAUGUACUAAUAGCCCUUAUAACCAUUCAUAAUUCAUAAAUAGGAACGGAGACCAUAGCAUUAAUAUGUAGAUCCUACAUAAUUUAAUAUGCCUUUAUAAAUGCAACCUUAGGAAUAAGAAUUGAAAAUCAAAUUUAAUCCUAAUGGUAAUUAAGAAAUUCUUGAUGGAUUUUUAAACUUUGAUACUAAUUAACAAUUACAAUAACAACAAUAAAGAUAGGAUUGGGAUACAUUUUGGAGUGGAUUUAUGUUUAGAAGUAAGAGUCAUAAGGUUGGAGUGGAUGCCAAAUGUUAAGAAUCUGAAGUAAUUUGGAUUUCCUAUUAUUUAUUUAAGGCUCCUAUUGUAAUGGCCCCUCAAAUCUAAGUGAAUUAUAAGGGAAACUUUACUGAUGCCAAAAAAUCAGCAAAUGAGGCUUUCAAAUUCAUACUCUGUCCUUCUGAUUAUAAUUAGGUAUUGAUUUUAAACAUAAUAAAUAAUUAGAAUAGUGCCUUUUAAGAAUAUAUAGAUUAUUUUUCUGAGAAGAACAAGAUUGGAGUUGCAUAUAUAGGAAACAGCAUUUUAUAUUUACUUCCACCAAAUGAAAUUACAAAUACCAUUUUACCAAUUUAAGGAUUAGAAAUUCUUGCAUUGUAUAUUGAAGAUAAGAAAAAAAUCAUCAAUUACAAUUAAGAUCAUAUAUUAUGA
Paramecium pentaurelia is the source of this 1968-nucleotide messenger RNA. NCBI's taxonomy places the organism in Eukaryota, Ciliophora, Oligohymenophorea, Peniculida, Parameciidae. The record is from the annotation of a GenBank genome assembly.